AUGGCCGACUUCAAGCAUGAGCGCAGUUCUGAGGAGAAGGGACGCCGACCCUCCCUCCUGGUCCGUCAACUGGAGCCCGACACCGACGACCAGUCCAUUGAUACGAUCACCGCCCUCGUCCAAGAAGACCACGGCCACGAGAUCAAGCUUCGUACCAUGUCGUGGCAGAAAGCCGCAUGGCUGCUUGCCGGUGACCAAGUCUGCCUUGCAAUCAUGGCGCAGUCCUGGUCUCUCUCCGUACUUGGCUGGGUCCCUGGCAUCCUCACUAUGGUAUUCGCUGGCAUCUUCUUCUGGAUAACAUCCAUGACGAUGCACAAGUUCAUCAUGAAGCACCCUCAGAUCAUGGACAUCUGCGACUUUGGCUACUAUGCCUUCGGCAAGUCUCGCAUUGCAUAUCACUUCACGGCAUUCAUGCUGCUCUGCAACAACAUCAUGCUGAUCGGCUUCCACGUCCUCACCGGCGCCAAAGUCAUUAACACUCUCAGCGACCACAGCCAAUGCACCGUCGUAUUUUCCGUCAUCACCACCCUAAUGGGCAUCGUCAUGUCGCUUCCACGCACGCUGAAGCACGUUUCUUUCAUGUCCAUGUUCAGCGCCGCCUGCAUGGGUAUCGCUAUUCUGCUGUUCCUUGUCUUUGCUGGCAUUGAGGAUGCGCCUCUGUACGGCUACCUCGGCGAGUAUCCUACCGCAGGACCCGUUCGGACGUACGCUUUCCCAUUGGCGGGAACAACCUGGGUUGGCUGCAUGAAUGCCGUUCUCAACAUCACCUUCCUCUGGGUCCCGCAGAUCUUGUUCCCGACUUUCAUCUCCGAGAUGGAGCGACCGCAAGACUUCCCCAAGUCGCUUGCUGUCUUAACGGCCAUCAGCAUCUUCCUCUUCAUCGUCCCGCCCGCCAUCGGCUUUCACUACUUGGGCCAGUACGCCACAGCGCCAGCUUUCGGAAGUCUAGGGCCUGUCGUAUACAAGAAGGCCAGCUUCGCGUUCGUCAUCGUCCCCACGUUGGUUAUUGGUGUCAUCUACGCCAACGUCUCAGCUAAGUUCGUGUACAACCGCCUGAUGGGCAAGUCGCAUCAUGCGCAUUCGAACACCAUUAUUGGGUGGACGGCGUGGGUUGGCGUCAUGGCGGUGAUCUGGCUGAUCGCGUUCAUCUUCGCUGAGGUCAUCCCAUCUAUGGGCGAUUUCCUGUCGCUGUUGGGUGCGGCGUUCGACUCGUUCUUCGGUUUCAUCUUCUUUGCUGUGGCCUACUGGCAGUUGUUCAGAGGCAGGCUGUUCGCAAAUGUUGGAAGAGGAAUCAUGUCGGUGGUACAUGCGAUUGUGAUGGUCGUGGGACUGUUCCUACUCGGCCCGGGCCUGUAUGCAGCUGUGGAGGCGAUAAUCGCUGAUUACAGUGGAGGGACCAAGCCGGCGUUCAGCUGUGCUAAUGUGGCGAUCUAA
Cyphellophora attinorum is the source of this 1434-nucleotide messenger RNA. Its product is annotated as N amino acid transport system protein. Gene Ontology annotation, biological process: amino acid transmembrane transport. The record is from RefSeq and is a predicted model, not a curated record. The transcript has a single exon. The coding region runs from base 1 to 1434 and encodes 477 amino acids. Gene Ontology annotation, molecular function: amino acid transmembrane transporter activity. Gene Ontology annotation, cellular component: vacuolar membrane. Lineage: Eukaryota; Fungi; Ascomycota; Eurotiomycetes; Chaetothyriales; Cyphellophoraceae.